Messenger RNA from Oncorhynchus mykiss (rainbow trout), 1137 nucleotides. It is a transcript of the gene tceanc2, whose product is annotated as transcription elongation factor A (SII) N-terminal and central domain containing 2. Gene Ontology annotation, biological process: DNA-templated transcription. Gene Ontology annotation, cellular component: nucleus. NCBI's taxonomy places the organism in Eukaryota, Metazoa, Chordata, Actinopteri, Salmoniformes, Salmonidae. The record is from RefSeq and is a predicted model, not a curated record.
UUGAAGCGUUUUUAUUUUAUUUUUACACCAUACGGGGAUAAUACUAGAAAACACUCUGAAUUUGGAGCUAUUUACGCAUUGUCAAUGCCACUGAAAUCGAUCUACCGGUAGGUAGUACGUGAACUCGCGCCGCUUAGUUAAGACGCUUGUCAACCGAACAAAAAAACUCGCUUUCUUCGCAGGAGAACAAGUAUUUGGAAGAGUUGUUUUCCCUGUUCGUUUACGAACUAUUCAUAAUGAUUACAAAUAAAAUACUUUUUCGAUGAUCGAUUCCCCCCCCAUCCAUAAAUAAAUCCAAGACACCUUGGAAAAUGGACAAAUUCGUGGUGCGUCUACCAAACGGGGAAGUACCCAAGGAAACGAAGGGUAAAGAAAAGGUGUAUCGACAAGCAACUAUUGAGUCUCUACGCAGAGUGGUGGUGAUUGAAGACAUUGAAAGGUACAAGUCCAUGCUGGAACUGCCUGGCCAGACCAAGGAGAAUCUGCUACUAGCCCUGGCAGAGCUCAACAAGAAGAUGCCGUCCAAGGAGGUGCUCAAGUCAACCAGAAUAGGCCACACUGUUAACAAGAUGCGUAAGCAUCACCCCGACCCUGAGGUGAGUUCCCUAGCGGCUGAAGUUUACACUGUAUGGAGGCGCUUCAUUGAAGAGCAUUCCAACAAGCCCUCCAUAGAAGUACGCUGUGACAAGCAGACUGAGGGACUGAGGAACAACGCCAGGAGAAUGUUGUCUGAAGCUCUGGAAGUGGAGACAGACAGUGGUCUGGCGGAGAACAUAGAGAGAGAGGUGUUCCACCAGAGUUCUCGGCUGGUCAGCGGCUCCUACAGGCGAACUAUCAGGAAGCUGGUCUUCGCCCUCAAACACCAGCCAGAGGUCAGGGGUCAAGUCAAGGAGAGUAAGAUCCCAGUAAACCAGCUGGUGUCCACCCACAAGAAGUAAAUGCACUCUGUUCAGAACCUUCUCUGUGGAAAAAAUAUAUUAAAGGGUUCUUUGUGGGUGAAAGGGUUCCACCUAGAACUAUAUAUAUAUAUAUACACACACACACACACUGUACCGGUCGAACGUUUGGACACACCUACACAUUCCAGGGUUUUUAUUUAUAUUGUAGAAUAAUAGUGGAGACAUUAAAACUAUGAAA